AUGGUUAAAUUAAAAAAACAGUUGUUUUUAAGUUUUCUAAAAUUAAAAAAUGUAGUUAUAAGAAAUGAAACAAGAUUAAUAUAUUUUACUAAAAAUAAUAUAAGUACUAUAGCAAAAAAAGAAAAUAUAUACAACAAAAUUGGUGAAAUUGAAGAGAUUAAAAAAGAAAACAAAACAAAAUAUUUAAAAAUAAAUGAUUUUUUUUAUUUCAACAUUUACUUAAUGAAUGAUAGAGAUUUUGUAAAUUUUGUAUUAACAUAUAAUUUUCUUGAAAAUAAAAAUAUUUAUGUUUGCAUACUCUUGCAUUUAAGCAGAAUAUUUAAAAACUUAACACUUAAUGAAAUAAUAAAAAUAUUAGAAAAAGUUAUAGAAAAAAAUAAAAGUGCUUUUUCUCAUUUGUAUAUUAAAGGGGAAAAUAUUUCUAAUUUAUACACCCAUUUAUGUAACCAUAUAAUUAAAUUGAAUAACUUAGAAUUAAUAACAGUUUUAAAAUGUUUCUGUUAUACUGUUAAUGAAUAUCCAUCUGAACACAUUAAAAUUAUUAACUAUUUCAUUUUAUCAAAAAAGUUACAUAACUUAGAUUUAAAUCUUUUACAUGAUAUAUGUAAUUGUUUGAUUAAAAUCAAAAAUGAUUUUAGAAUAAGAAAAUUAGAUUAUGAUGAAUCUCUUCAUUUGAAAAUAUCCACUUACUUAAAAAAUCAAAUUUUAAAUGUAGAUUUUCAAAAUUUUUUUCAAAUUCUUCAUAUGUAUAUAAAUAUGACAAAACAUAUUGAAGAUGUAGAAAAAUAUAAAAAUAUAAAUUUGUUGAAUAAACCAAAUGCUCUCAAUGAUUUGGAAAUUAUGAAAGGAGAUUUUAAUACAAAGGAAAAAGAAACAGUAAAUAAUGAGAAUUCAAUAGAAAUUAAUGAAAAAAAUAUACAAAAUGAGAAUGACUUAAAUGAAGUAAAUAAAACACAUUCAUUAGAGGAGUAUAGUGAUAAUUUUUCAGAAGGGAAAUUUUUAUAUAAUAAUGAAAUAAAUAAUUUGAAAAAUAAUUGUAAAUUAAUUUUGUUAAAUAAAAUAAAUGAAAUAAAUAAAGAAAAUGUUUUAUCUUCUAUAAAUAUAUUUAAAUGGUUAAAUAUAAAAGAUUCCUAUUUAUUUACACAUAUUUGUGAAAUUUUUUUUAAAUAUAUUUUGUAUUAUAAUACAAAAUAUGUUGUAAGAUUUUUGAGGAAGUGCCAUAGUUUAAAAUUCGAAAAAGGUUUAAAAAAUAAAAAGGAUGAAGAAAAAAAAUUUAUAAAAUUUUAUAAAGAUGAACAAGAGAUAGAAGAAAAAAAAAAAAGAAUGAAUCAGCUUAAAAGAUUAGACAAUAAUAAUGAAAAAGCGUAUGAUGAUAAAGUUAAUGAAUUAAAUAAUAACUUAGACCAAAUUGAAGGAAGUAAUUUGUUUCUUCAUUUAUUAAAUGAAAAAUUAUAUAAAAUGAAUAUAGAAGAAUUAAAAAGCAUUACUUAUAGUUUAUAUGUAUUUGUUGAAAAUAUGAAGCAAUUUUCUCAUUUAAACAAUUUAAAAAAUAAUAUGAAUUUAUUGUUUUCUAUGACUGUUCAAUAUAUUUCAAAUUUUAUUGACAAAGAAAAUUUAUAUAACAAUAACUGUAACUUAUCAAAAAACAAUUUUAUAAGUGAUUUAUAUUAUGAUCAAGAUAAAGAAUUAAAAACAAAUUAUUAUGAUAUUAAUAUGAAUAUCGAUUAUAUUUAUAUUUCUCCUAAAGAUAUUUACAUAAAUAAAUUUGAUGAAAACUAUUAUUGUGAUAAAAAUAUUAAAUUAGUAUGUGAUAUAUUAUUAAAUAUUAGCUACUUUAAUGUUAGCAAAAAUCACAAAAAAAUUAAAUUUAUAUAUGAAUACAUUAAUAAUAUAAUUGAUAAAAGGAAUAAAGCUAUAGAUAUAAAUAAUUUAUUAAAUAUAUUAAUGAUUUUGUCAAAUUUUUAUUUAAAAACAAAUGAUAAUUACAUUUUUCACAAUUAUAAAAAAAUUUUAGAAUUAUUAGAGUAUAAAAAAAAUGAAAUUAAUGGUCAUCAUUUUAAUAAAAUAGCUGUUGCUAUAUCACCAAUUCUUAAUGAAGAAAAUAAAUUAAUUCAUAAAUAUUCGGAAUUCUUAAUUUUUUUUGUUGAAAACAAUAUAGUCCCUUUAAGAUCAUGCGUUUUUUUGUUACAAAAUAUUAUGAAAAGUCUUAACAUUAGGUUAAAUGAACAAUUAAUUUUACUUAAAUUAUCCAUUAUAAAUAGAAUAAAUGCUUUUUUAACAGAAUCAAUUAAUUAUAUUCAAACAAUGCAUGACGAUGAUGAUUUAAUUCAGAACCAUUUGAAAAAGUUCAUGCUUCUGCAUUCAAUUAAUGAAAAUACAUUGAUAUGUGUAAUUGCUAGCCUAUCUUUAAUUUUGCAAAGUUCUAAAUACGGAACUAAUAUAAAAAAUGACACAAUAAUAUUAAUUCAAAAAAUGGUUAAAUAUGUAUCGAAGAAUUCUUUUCAAAGAUUUCCUAAAAAGCACAUCUAUUCAGAGCUCCUCGAAGUUUUGUCAUCUGAGUAUGAUGAUAUUAAACAAAUAUUAUUAAAAAAAAUAUAA
Plasmodium relictum is the source of this 2598-nucleotide messenger RNA. Its product is annotated as conserved Plasmodium protein, unknown function. NCBI's taxonomy places the organism in Eukaryota, Apicomplexa, Aconoidasida, Haemosporida, Plasmodiidae. The transcript has a single exon. The record is from RefSeq and is a predicted model, not a curated record. The coding region runs from base 1 to 2598 and encodes 865 amino acids.